CUGGAGCAAAAUGUCAGACGACAAAUAUUCUACUCCGGACAUCUCACACUUACGACAAGGAGACUUUGAGCACGUGUAUGAACCGGCAGAAGAUACAUUUCUGUUCCUUGAUGCACUGGUUAAAGAGCACGACUACAUCAAAGAAACAAAACCAGCUUGCUGCCUGGAGAUAGGAUGCGGGUCAGGAGUAUGUAUAACCUUUCUGGCGAAAAUGUUGGGACCCACCGCUGCCAUGUAUUGGUAGGUCACAACCAAAAGAUAGUCCGAAAGAUUCUGACUACAAGGUGUACAGACAUCAACCCAUUGGCUGCACAGGCAGCUGAGAAGACAGCUCAACAGAAUGGUGUCACUGUUCAGCCAGUUCUUACAGAUUUGGUUGGCUGCCUGAGACCUCGACUUAAAAACCAGGUGGAUGUAUUACUAUUCAACCCUCCAUAUGUUGUUACACCCUCAGAUGAAGUAGGUAGUAGUGGUAUAGAAGCUUCAUGGGCAGGAGGUUGUCAUGGUCGAGAGGUGAUGGACAGACUCUUCCCACAAAUUCCUGACAUUCUUUCACCUCAGGGAAUCUUCUACCUUGUCAUUAUUAAGGAAAACAAGGCAGAGGAAAUAGAGGAUAUAAUGAAAGGUUAUGGUUAUAAGAUGUGGACAGUUUUAUCGAGAAGAUCAGGGCCAGAAUUCCUCUCUAUUUUAAAGUUUACCAGAUGACAUGUUACCACCCAUGACAAAAAAAAUCAUCCUUUGUGUGACCAACAAUUUCUAUGCAACGUCAGAGGAGAAAGAAACAAUACAGUGAUGUCAGAGGAACAAUGAAAUGACAUCAUUAUCAGCUUUAGACAGGAGAGAUUGUGUGUGAAACAGGAGAUAAAACAGAACAGACAGAUAGAUGCCACAAUGUCAUUAGCCUACAACCUAGUCUUUUUGACGGAAUGGACCAGAUCAAACACUAUGUACCAAUUGUACCAGAAUACAAACAUGGAUGAUGUGACCUUGAAUAUGAGUCAAGGUCAUUUAUUUUGGCAAACUUUAUUUUGGCAAACUUUUUCUGGUGUCAUACCAGUAAUCAAAUAGCUGAAUAAUGAAUUAAUUCUACAAAUGUAGGUGUUUAUUUAAUCAGAUGUUCCAGUAAAGUUUUGUUCAACCCAUGUGACCUUGAAUAUCGGUCAAUGUCGUUUCUAUUUGAAACCUUUGUAUUUCCAUGCAAUAACUUAAGUUUCCUUGGGCAGAUCAAACGUUAACUUUAUACAGUGUAUUCUUAUUGAAAGUUCUUGCCUGGGAUUGCUUUUCUGUGUCAAAUGUCAAGGUCAUGUUCACUUUUGCUAAAUAUAGAAAAUAAGUUUCCAUGCAAUAACUUUGCUUUUGCCAAUCAAAAUAAUACUUUAAAAUGAUCUACCUCAAACUUCAUAGAAUGCUUCCUUAUUGAAACAGCUUGCUUAUAAUUGCUUUUCAGCAUCAAAAUUCAAGGUCACUGUUACCAAAGUUAAAUAAACAAAUCACUUUACAUGCAAAAUCUAGAGUUUGCUUUGGCCAAUCUAGCUUUAAAAAAACUUUUCUGUACUUCCAUACGUAAAGUACCGGGUAUUUGCUUAAAAUUGAUUUACAGUUUGAAUGGUCAAAGGUCAAGGCCACUGUUACUAUAAAUAGAAAAUCAGUUUCCUCUCAGUAACAUGGCUUUCCUUGGGGCUUAUCGAUCUUAAACUUCAUACAGUGUUUUCUUAUUGAAAGUGCUUGCUUGGGAUUUAUUUUUACCUUUCAAGGUUCAAAGUCAAGGUUACUCUUACUUGAGAUAGAAAUCAAGAGAUCACAGGCUCCAUAUUCUGCCGUCAAAAUGUAUUACUUAUGUGUUUUUCUGGCUUUAUGGCAGUGAACCUAUGCCAGUUUAUCUAUCAGUCUGACCGGUCAUCCAUACUUUCAACUGAAAUGUGUUUGUGCUGUUUUUCAUUGAAACUUAAUAUGAUGUUACACUGUGACGUGCAGAUGUGCAAUAGGGGUUAAAAACCAAGGUUACUAAAAAUACAAUCCAAAAUACACUGUCAAAAAGUAUCAUCUGCGGCUCACUACAGAUGAUAAAACUUUAUGAAAUUUCACCUGAUGAUACACUGAGACUGACGCACAUGAUGGGUUUACGAACAGCCUUUAAUAAGGUCAAAAUCAAGUUCUCUGUUACUAAAUCUAUAACUAGAUAUAUACUUUAAAGUACAUCAUGUAAGGCCUGUACAGAAGGCAACAUGUUUUGAAACAUUACAUGUAUGAUGAUACUCUGUUGAAUACACCCUUUAUAAAAUACAAUGUUAUCAUACAAUUUGAAUUUGAUUGUAUUUGUUGUCAAUACAUGUUUAAAUACAAUUUGGGUGACAGAUAAAUAAAUGUACAAUGGC
Messenger RNA from Pecten maximus, 2375 nucleotides. Its product is annotated as methyltransferase N6AMT1-like. Gene Ontology annotation, biological process: methylation. The transcript has 6 exons. Gene Ontology annotation, molecular function: nucleic acid binding; protein methyltransferase activity; S-adenosylmethionine-dependent methyltransferase activity. NCBI's taxonomy places the organism in Eukaryota, Metazoa, Mollusca, Bivalvia, Pectinida, Pectinidae. The record is from RefSeq and is a predicted model, not a curated record. Gene Ontology annotation, cellular component: eRF1 methyltransferase complex. The coding region runs from base 175 to 705 and encodes 176 amino acids.